This is a messenger RNA of Blepharisma stoltei, 628 nucleotides long. The record is from the annotation of a GenBank genome assembly. Lineage: Eukaryota; Ciliophora; Heterotrichea; Heterotrichida; Blepharismidae.
AUGUUGGGUUUUCUUUCUCGAGGAUUUGCUCACAAAUGCAAAGCUUUAAUGAAGCAUCCCCACUACUGCAAGCUCUUUUGCCCUCUCUGCUACGACGAAGCUCAAGCUGUUCUAGAAGCAGGGGUAAAUUAUUACAAGUUAUAUAUUAUGUAAUUUUUAUAAAGGGAACAAAGCUAUUUGAUAGACAAAGAAGAUCUUCACAAGAAGUACAAGCUUUUUCAAAAGGUUUUGCAUCCAGAUGUAUUAAGGUCUAAUGGAAUUACAAAUCCAAAUUACUCAAAAUUCCUAUCAGAAGCAUACCAGACGCUGAGUUGUGAUGUACAGAGAGGAAAAUACUUGGUGAGAAACUAGUUAGCUCAAGCUGCACAAUGAAAAUGUUGAAGAUUUUGCAAUGGAUGAUAUUGAAUUUUUGGAAGAGCAGAUUAGCAAAAGGGAGACUCUUCAGCAGCAAGGGGCGAGGGCAGCCAAAAAGAUAUUGAGAGAAGUGCAAAAAGAUGAGGAGGAACUCAAAAAGUGUAUAGAUAAAGGAUUUAAGCAAGAAAAUUGGAUGGCAAUUAGGGAAGCUCUAUCAAAGCUGAGUUUUCUUCAGAAGCUAGAGGAGGAAGCGAAGGAUUUGGAAGAGUUAUAG